GGAGGAAGUAUAAUUAGAAAAAUACUCACAAGGAGUUUGGAGAAAUAAAAUCUGAAGGAGGGGCACAAACGUCUAACGGCCCAAGAUAAAUUGCAAAAGACAUCGCUCAUUCCCUCAAUUGUAGUCUGUAGAGAAGCGAGGGAAAGAGUGAGAGAAACUGAAACUAAACCCAUCGCAAACUCAAUAAACAAUUCAAAUUCAGGAAAGCUAAGAGGAGAAAAAUGUCGACGAUCAGGAUUCCGGAAGUGGUUCCAUCUCCAGCUCAAGACUGUGAAACACUCCACAAAUCUUGCGAAGGGUGGGGAACGGAUGAAGCGGCGUUAAUACGGAUUCUGGGAUGCAGAAAUGCAGCGCAGAGAAAACUCAUCCGAGACGCAUAUCAGCAGAUUUACUAUACUUCCCUCAUCGAUUGUCUCAGCGAAGAGCUGUCUGGUGAUUUCAGGAAAGCAAUGAUUUUGUGGACAUACGAUCCCCCGGAGAGAGACGCGAGGCUUGCAAACGAAGCGUUGAAGUCGAGAAGGAAAAACUUAACACAGCUACAAGUUAUUGUAGAGAUAGCAUGUGCUACAUCGCCUCAUCAUCUGGUUGCUGUUAGACAAGCGUAUGCUUCUCUCUUCGACACUUCGCUUGAAGAAGACAUCAUAUCCAAUGUCUCUCUUCCCCUUCAAAAGAUCUUGGUCAGUUUGGUGAGAUCCUACAGAUACGAUAAAGAAGUGGUGGAUUCUUCCAUAGCCAAGACGGAGGCAGCUAAACUACGCGAGGCCGUUCAAGCGAAGAAACUAGACGAUGACGAGCUCUUGAGGAUACUUUCCACAAGGAACACAUUUCAGCUCAGAAAGACUUUCCAGCUUUACAAGGAUAACUAUGGGACAUCUAUUGACAAGGAUGUUAUAGCUCGUGGAAAGGGCAUUGUGGAGUCAGUCAUGCAAGUGGUCAUUUGGUGCUUAGACACCCCUGAGAAACACUUUGCUGAGGUUGUAAAAGCUUCAAUCGAAGGACUUGGGACGGACGAGGAUUCACUGACUAGAGCCAUCGUGGGUCGAGCUGAGAUCGAUAUGAUAAAGGUGAGAGAGGCGUAUUUCAACGCCAAUAGAUCUAGUCUAGACAGUGCUGUCAUCGGAGACACGUCGGGGUACUACAAGGACUUCCUCAUGACUUUGCUUGGAUCAAAGAUCUGAAUCUUGUUUUUCAUCUUGGCGAGGUAAUGAAUUUUGAUUGAUUGGUGUGUGAUUUGAACUAUAUUACUUUUUCUCUGCAUAUAAUUUGUUAGUUCGAAUGUAAAAUGGAUAAAGCAGAAUGUAAUGUACUAAUAAGGCCAGUUGCUUACAUUUGCAACCCCAUUCCCAUUUUCUCACA
Messenger RNA from Salvia miltiorrhiza (redroot sage), 1356 nucleotides. RefSeq names its product annexin D3. Gene Ontology annotation, cellular component: cytoplasm. The transcript has 6 exons. The record is from RefSeq and is a predicted model, not a curated record. Lineage: Eukaryota; Viridiplantae; Streptophyta; Magnoliopsida; Lamiales; Lamiaceae. Gene Ontology annotation, molecular function: calcium-dependent phospholipid binding; calcium ion binding. The coding region runs from base 222 to 1178 and encodes 318 amino acids.